AUGAUGGAAUGGAACGUCAAUAACCGCGAACUCUUCGAGACUUCGUUGAAAGUACUCCGUCAGAUCGAGAAGCUCAAUUACCUUGGCGAAUACAAGACCAAGGCCAGGGUCCGGACGGCUGUCGAUACGAUUCGCAAUAACGGUGUCCCAUGUUUGAUAUCGUCCAGGUGCAGGACGAGACUGCAACCUCAACUAGUCGUUUUCAAGAAGAUGGUGAAAGACGCAAACCUCGCCUGGAUCCCCGCCUUCAAACCGUGGAUGGAAGAGGCCUCGGCCAUUCGCGCACUCGACGUCAUCCAAAAGAAAGCGAAUGAUAGACACAAGGAGCUCAUUCGGAAGAAUGAGGAUGAUGGUGCCGCUGGGUCCAAGAAGGCCAAAGUAUAG
Molecule: messenger RNA, 384 nt
Organism: Didymosphaeria variabile
Lineage: Eukaryota; Fungi; Ascomycota; Dothideomycetes; Pleosporales; Didymosphaeriaceae
Exons: 2
Coding region: 1-384 (127 amino acids)
Source: RefSeq, a predicted model, not a curated record